This is a messenger RNA of Scaptodrosophila lebanonensis, 2884 nucleotides long. RefSeq lists its product as uncharacterized. Bases 381 to 2027 code for a protein of 548 amino acids. NCBI's taxonomy places the organism in Eukaryota, Metazoa, Arthropoda, Insecta, Diptera, Drosophilidae. The transcript is spliced from 7 exons. The record is from RefSeq and is a predicted model, not a curated record. Gene Ontology annotation, cellular component: cytoplasm.
CAAAGUGUGUGAGGGAUUGUACGUUAGUAAAUUUAUUUUUUACGUUAAUUGUGCUGCAUUCGUUUGAUUGUGAUUAGUUUAUUUUUCACUUAAAACUACACUAAUCGAACAGAAAAAGCCGCUUUUUGCGCUCUUGCCAAUUGUGUGUGCUAGACAGAGCAAACCAUAGACUACUCAAGCGGCUCGUUUGUUUCGCUUCUGCUACUUGCAAUAAAUUUCGUCGUGUGAGAAACGUGGUGUGGUUUGUUGGAAGAAGCAGCCGGAGAAGUUGGUCGUUGCUUUGCUCUGUGUAAUUAAGUUGUGUAAAAUAGUGAAAAAUAUUUGUAUUAAAGAAAAAAUACAACAUAGAGGUUUAAUACACAACUAGGAAAUAAAAAACAAUGGAAAAUCAAAGCAACGCAGCUCCAGCUGCCGCCGCCGUGGAGAAUGGCGCCACUGCAGCGCAGGAAGUAUCGUCGACAACCCAGCCCGCUGAGCCCACAAAGCGCUCAUUGCGCGUGCAGACCUGGAAGAAGAUUCAGGAGGGUAAGGUUGGCAUUGGUUUCAACAGCAUAUUUAAUCGCAUUCCUGCGUUCGUGGAUGCCGAUAAGGCAGCUGGAUUGUUCAUUCAGGAGGAGGAGUUCAAGAAAGCACAGCACAUCAGGGUGAACAUUGAUCGCGCCUUGCACGAUUUUAAGGAGAAGGCUACGUUGGCCAAUAAAUCGGUUUAUUUGCCAAGCACACGCGAGUCAUCUGCGGUUUGUUUAAAGGUAGAUGUACCGGUGGAUGCCACCGAGGAGCAGAAAAAGGAAGCUUUGCGCGUGCAGGACAUACAAAAAUACCGUACUGAAAUUGGUCUUGAUAGCAAUCUGAAGCUCGAUCUUGUGGUUAUUGGCUCCGUGGUUGUUUCACGUGAUGGUUAUCGCAUUGGACGUGGCAAUGGGUUUGCCGACUUGGAUAUUGGAUUGCUCAUUGAACUGGGAGCCAUAACACCGGAGACAGUUAUUGUAACGAUUGUGCAUGACUUGCAAGUGGUGGAUUCGCUGCCAACUAAUCUGUUCCAGAAAUACGAUACACCUGUGGAUUUGAUAGUUACGCCCACCGAGAUAAUUCGUGUGGCCAAACGUUUGCCACGUCCCAGCGGAGUUUUCUGGGAGCUUUUGUCCGAGCGCCGCUUGAAGAUCUUGCCUGUACUGCAACAACUCAAGGAGCAGCAAGAGAAGGGUGGCAAAACUAUAACCCUAAAGGAGGAGGACACCGAUGUUGAACAGAAUCAAAACAGUAGACGCCGCCGUGGACCACUGCGUCGUCGCUUCCAACGAAGACACCCAGGACGCACCACCUCACAGACUGACAACGAACAGCAAGGCGAAAAUGUGCAAAAGCGCACACAACGUCGCAACAGACGUUUCCUUAACCGCCGCAGGCGUCCAACUAAGUCUGAGGGCGAUCAGUCUGGUGUUGAGGGCGGUGCUAAGAGUGAAGAUCGCAAGUUUGAUGAGGCUGGCGGCAAUGAGCGCCGUCAGAAGAAAAUUAAGCCUCGUCCGCCUCGUGAUUUCUGUGUUAAAUUGACAAACUUGACGCGUGAAAUUCGCGUUAAGGAUUUGAAGUCGGAGCUACGCAAGCGCGAAUGCAACCCGAAUGCAAUCACAUGGAAAGGUCACUUUGGCAAGUGUUUCUUGCACUUUGGCAACAGAAAUGGUACACCAAGCACUCAGGAUGACGUCGAUAAGGUGCUUAAAUCGUUGAACGAUCUCUCGCUUACUAUCACCACCGGGGGUGGUGACUCAACAGCAGCCGAGGGUGGUGAUGUUGCCUCGAAGGAGGCACCAACCGAGAAUGCAACUCCAUUGCAAACGAAGACCAUUAAUGUCAAUGUGGAGCUUAUUAAAUUUGGCGCCAAAAAGGGUGGUGCUAAUGCUGCCGUUGGCAAUGAUGGCGAUGAAGUGAAUGCCGGCGGAGCCCUCAACGGCGAAGGUGGUACCGUAGGUGGUGGAAAUGAUACAGGUGCUGCACGCAUUGAGUCUGUCGAUACCACCACGGUAUAGUAUGAUCAAGCCGUAAAUGCAGCUAUGAAAAAGCUGCGGCGGAUUACCGCCGACAGCGCUGCGCUUGGAGUUCAACGAAAAAGAGUAACAUUUUGUUUAGAGAAUACCGAAGAGAAAUGACAACAAUACGCGAACUCCUCAAAAAAGGCAGAAAAACAAACAUACAAAAACACACAAAGUACACAAUUCGCUCACACCCCUACACAAAAAUCAUAAUUUACAGCUUGUAGUUUCUUCUCCUUCAUUCUAACACAACAAACCAAAACGACAAAAACAAUAACAGCGAAAACUUAAUUUUCAAACACAAUUUUCUACACACACACACAAAAUUAGAUUCUUUUGCAUUUGCAAAAUUGAAGGAAAACAGGAAAAAAUAUUUGCUACUGACGCUUUCUAAACAAUUGCAUUUGUUUUUGUUGAUAAGAAAACAAAACGAAAAAUUCACUAAAAUUGUUCAUGAAACUUAAAUGAGAGAUACUCGUUCCACAGAUUCAAGUGGAACAAAAUUUCAACUUAAUUUACAUUUUAUAAUAAUAAAUCCCUUCACUAACUUGUUCUUCUGACUUUGCCAAUGUAAACAAUAAUUUCUCAUUCACACAAUUUCUAUUCUCACAUGCCUGCCUCUUGUGCAACCUCGCACUCGUCCGCUCUUGUGAUCCUAUAAAGCAGUUGAGCUGCUUUUGUUUGGGCCCACCACGCAGCUACGAUGCGUCGUUUGCAUUUGUUGGAGGCUCUUGUUUAGAAAGUUCAAUUCAUUAUUUAAUAUAAAAACGCAAAGGCCCAAAAAUGUGCAAACAAAAUGAAUUAACAUAAAACCUAUUAACAUGUUGCAUUUUUGCUGAAAAAUGAAUAUAAAA